This is a messenger RNA of Caenorhabditis elegans, 1480 nucleotides long. RefSeq names its product C2 domain-containing protein (gene snt-4). NCBI's taxonomy places the organism in Eukaryota, Metazoa, Nematoda, Chromadorea, Rhabditida, Rhabditidae. Gene Ontology annotation, cellular component: presynapse. The record is from RefSeq and is marked reviewed.
UCGUCUUCUUCAGCCGACCGAUCGACGUCCUCUCGUCACAUGCCCCACUAUCAGGAGGGGUUGGCGAAGAGCGCGGGACAUGAAUGGUUCUAUCUCGGAGUUGGUGGAGCCGUCGGUCUCGCGGCUCUUGUAGCCGUUGCCGCUCUUCUCGCAGUUCGUAAACGUCGUCAAUAUCCGUCACUUCUUCUUCCCCCGAGACAGGUGAUUGCUGUCCGUGGUGGAUUUCCCAAGGGCCCUGGAGGCCUAAAGCAGAGCCCAUCUCCUCUUCAAUCGCCGCUUUCUAAUGACUCCACGCCAUCGCCAGUCGUUCCAUUGCAGAAUCUUUUGGAGGAUCGAACCAGAAAACUAUCCCCAUCAGAGCUUCCAUCCGAACGUGGAAACAUCUCGUUCACAUUGAGCUAUGACUCUCACACUCUAACCCUUCUUGUCAGUAUCAUAAACUGCCGAAAUCUCUGUGAGAUGGUAGUUUCUCGUGACGGACAAUGUCUCCUUGAUCCAUAUGUCAAGUUACAACUACUUCCCGAACGUGAGCAUCGUGUCAAGACGCGUAUCGUUCGUUCAACCACCAGCCCAGUUUAUGAGGAGCAAUUUGCAAUGUAUGGAGUCACUCACGAGCAAGUUAACUUUGCCACGUUGCACUUCCAGGUCGUCGCAUUCGAUCGUUACUCCCGAGACACUGUCGUUGGAGAAUGUGUCUACAGAUUGGCUGAUGCAGAACUUCAAGUUCACAAUGAGAUGAGAGUUGAACUCCCUCUCCUCCCACGUGCCACUGAUACUGUAGCUGCUCGUGGAGAGCUUCUUCUCUCAUUGACAUAUCAAGCUGCAUUCAACAAUUUGACAGUUGUUGUUCUCAAAGCCCGUGGACUCGGAGGACGAAACGAUGCCGGAACUGCAGAUCCAUUUGUCAAGUUAUACUUGCGCAAGGAAAGUGGAGAACGUAUCGUUAAAAAGAGAACACAUGUGAGAAGGUCUACUUUGAAUCCUGUCUACAACGAAUCGUUUGUCUUUGAACUUCCAGAUGAUAGAUUGGAACAUUCUGUUAUUGACUUGCAGGUGAUCAAUCAUGACCGUGUUAACCGUAAUGAUGUAAUUGGCCGUGCCCUUCUUAAUAUGGAAGAUUCUCACGUUGUCGAAGUUCUUGAGAAUCCAGGAAGACAAGUUGCUCAGUGGCAUCAUCUCGAUUAAAAAAUUUAAACCUUUUUUUUUGCUUUUAUUUCUGUAGACCUCUACUGGUUUUCGAACCUAAUCCCCCAUACUUUUCCAUUAAAUAACAGUCAUCACUCUCUCCGUCCACAACUGAAAUUUUGUAUUCUCUCUCCCAUCAUGUUUUGUCAGAUAAUUAUAUUCAUUUUAACAUUUUAACAUGAAUUCUCUCUCUCUCACAGACACGUUGACAUCUGAAACAGGCAAUUAACAUCAUUUUUAAUUUCAAAUUCUUUUUUUAUUUUUCGAUGGAAUAAAGAUCCGUUCCAAUUCUGUU